Malania oleifera is the source of this 867-nucleotide messenger RNA. RefSeq lists its product as uncharacterized. The record is from RefSeq and is a predicted model, not a curated record. The transcript has a single exon. Bases 1 to 867 code for a protein of 288 amino acids. NCBI's taxonomy places the organism in Eukaryota, Viridiplantae, Streptophyta, Magnoliopsida, Santalales, Ximeniaceae.
AUGCGAACAACAGCUGGAACUUCAUCAUAUAAUGCACAAGCCCAGGUCGUAACCACUCUUCGAAGUGGUAAAAAGAUAAACAUUAGGGUUGGGGAGACAUUAAACCAAGAAAAGAGUAGAGAGAAGAUGAGGGCAGAACCUGAAAAUGAACCAUGUGACCCUCCUGCCCCUAGUCCGGUAGCAAAUACCAAGAUACCUAUCCUCCCAAAAGAGAAAGUAUUUACUCAUUACAUCCUUGUACCUUACCCUACAGCUCUUCAUGCACCCUUCGAGUCUAGGAAGGAGACCACCACUGAGUCCAUCAUGGACACAUUUAGACAAGUUAAGGUCAACAUCCCUCUCUUAGAUGCCAUCAAACAAGUCCCUCCAUACGCCAAGUUCCUCAAGGACCUAUGCACACAAAAUCGAAAAUCAAGGGUGCACAUAAAUAAACAAGUGAAGCUGACCAAGCAUAUGAGCUCAAUUCUUGUAGUUCACCUUCCUCCUAAACUAAAAGACCCUGGUGCUCCAAUUAUUUCAUGUGUAAUUGGUGAUUACAAUAUUGAUAGGGCUUUUUUGGAUUUAGGAGCAUGUGUGAACCUCUUCCCAUACUCGGUGUUUGAGAAAUUCAAUUUAGGAGAGCUUAAGCCCAUCCCAGUCACCUUAAGUAUCACUGAUAAAUUAGUCAAAAGGCCCUGGGGUGUAAUAGAGAAUGUCUUGGUCGAAAUCAAGGAGUUCUACUAUCCUGUUGACUUUAUAGUCUUGGAUAAUGAACCUACAGAACCAACCAAGGACCAGAUCCCCAUCCUAUUAGGACAACCUUUCCUAGCCAUGGCUAAUGCUUGCAUUCAGUCAAGGAUUAUGGAUGUGUCCUUUGGCAACAUAUAG